Messenger RNA from Adelges cooleyi (spruce gall adelgid), 1906 nucleotides. RefSeq lists its product as uncharacterized. The coding region runs from base 144 to 1184 and encodes 346 amino acids. The record is from RefSeq and is a predicted model, not a curated record. The transcript is spliced from 2 exons. NCBI's taxonomy places the organism in Eukaryota, Metazoa, Arthropoda, Insecta, Hemiptera, Adelgidae.
ACAGUCAAUGCCUCGUACUUGCGUUAGUAGCUUUGCGUAUGUUUAACUUCUUGCAUUAACAAUUGUAAUUUUAUUUCGUUUAUUUUAUUUUCAUUGACAAUUAUUCCUGCUCGAGUACUUGCGUCUCACUGUAUAUUGUAAGUAUGCCGAAAAUGGCGCUCCGAUUUAAGUGUACCGCAUCGGUUAUUACCUUGUUGUCGGCCUUGGUUAACGUGGCGGACUGUGGGUUGGGACACACCACGUGUUUUAAAGCAAGUACAUCAGACAGCGAACCAAAUCCGUACCAACACAUUCUCCAGUUCAAUAGAGGACAAUUCCAACGUAUACAGUGGCUGACGGCACCCAAUCUGAACCAAGAUUACUCGGUCUUAACGGCUUCCGAAAUAGGCAAGGAAAUCAAAUGCAACGACGCGUACUAUACGUUGAGGUAUCUGUAUAUGACGAAUCCGAGGAACUUUAGUGAUCGCAACCAAGUGUUUGCAAUACACAAGGCCAUCAACGAACAGUAUUCGGGGUGGACGAUGAAAAUGUUGGCGACUUCGUUCAACGUGGCCCAGAACGACAUCGAAAUGGACGUGCCGUGGCUGAUGUAUUUGUACAUCAAUUGGAUAGAAGAGCGCACUGCCAAUUAUGUGGGCAGCGAAAUGCGGACGUUCAUACAGCUCGCUCACGACGGGAUGAUUAAAGCGGUAGAAACCGCGAUGCAGGAUAAUGAUUGCACCAUGUUCUUUCCGGAGGUCGAAGGGGUUCCGGUGUCUGAGCGAAAAUUCUCCGAGUACAAGGUUGGCAUGGACAAUUGGAGACCGACAAAUGACAAUAAAGAAAACGCGGAUGCGGUGUCGGCAGUUCUGGGCGAGCAUUAUACCGACGUAGAUGAGAACUCCGGUCUGUACUGUUUCCAAGAGUUUCUGGACACUCUGCCUGCUGGUCCGGUACCAGGCGUUCGACCUGUGACCCAAGAAAGUUUGACUGCCAACUCGCUGUAUUUGAACGGGGUGUUCGCAAACGAAAGGCACAGCAAAGGGUUCACCCUGACGACGCAAUUCGAAGUGUUGGUACACGGAAAAGAUUUCAACGAUUAUUUAACGGAAAGAAUUGAAAAAGUCAAAAACGGCUCUACUCUUUCUUUUCGAGAGUACAUCAUCAAUCUGAGUUGGAUCCACAUGCACGUGCGAUCAUUUUAGACAUGAUGUUGUUGCGAAUAUUUUAUAAUUUCUUGGAGGAGUUGACAUUGUUAGAUGAUAAACAAUGGAAGAUACAAAUAGCCAAGUUCUUCAUACCUUACAGUGAAUGGUGUGUUUUUUUGCACCUUCCCAAAAAUAACCAGUUCUACCUGUUGCUAAAAGAAAAAAACGAGAAAAAUUACGAUUACCGUAGGUAUUUCAAGGCAGGAAAGUUUGGAAUCAAACAAUUACAGCGACUGGUGAUGGAUAUGAUGAUGAAAACCAGACAUUUGCCACUUGUCGGCACACAAAAUCACGAGGUCCAAUCGCUGAUGAAGAAGAAAUUAAAUGGAAACUGGCUAGUCGAUACGGCAAGAGAAUAUAACAUUAUGUUCGACGCCACAUUGAUCAGCCCGUUGGAGUAUCCCACUAACAAGGCCAUUCUGUGCUUGAAAGUGUUGACCGGGUUUUUAAAACAGAUUUUACCUAAUAUCCAUCUCAAAGCGGUUAAAUCGUUAGCUAAGCUCAAAUCGUCGAAACUUUUGACACAUUUUCCAUGGUACCUUCUUCACAUCGUUGAAUCAAUGUCAUAUGCUUUUGGCUGUAUUCAUGUGUAGUAUGUAAAUACCAAUCAUGUUUAUUAAAACUCAUUUAUAAAACUUUAUGCGCAAAAUAAUAAUACAUUUGCACUCCAGAUAAAUAUUGUAAUAUUACAACUGUUUAAAAUAAAACAAUAUCAUCCG